This is a messenger RNA of Solanum tuberosum (potato), 966 nucleotides long. Its product is annotated as PRA1 family protein F3-like. The record is from RefSeq and is a predicted model, not a curated record. Gene Ontology annotation, cellular component: endoplasmic reticulum; Golgi apparatus. Lineage: Eukaryota; Viridiplantae; Streptophyta; Magnoliopsida; Solanales; Solanaceae. The transcript has a single exon. The coding region runs from base 103 to 633 and encodes 176 amino acids. Gene Ontology annotation, biological process: vesicle-mediated transport.
UAGAGGGACUAAAAGUGCAAUUAGACAUUCCAUCCCCUUCUUCUAGGUUUCAACUUUCAACCUGAAUCACAGUGCAACCCUAAUACAAUCCUCCGAUCAAUCAUGCGUCCAUCUUAUGACUUCUCUUUCAGUCGGGCUAGAUCUGGCACGCUUUCCUUCUAUGCUCGUCGUCGUCCAUGGAGAGAGCUAUUGACCCACCCGUCUUCCUAUACCCUACCCAUUUCCGUCAGCGAUUUCGCAUCUCGGGUCAAGCGAAAUCUCAGCUACUUUCGGGUCAACUAUGCAAUGAUUGUACUGGUUAUACUCUUCUUAAGCCUUUUAUGGCAUCCAAUUUCAAUGAUUGUGUUCUUAAUCGUGUCCGUAGCUUGGUUUUUCUUAUACUUCCAUCGCGACGAACCGUUGAUGGUUUUUAAUCGUAUGAUUGAUGAUAGGAUUGUUCUGGUUGUUCUCGGAGUUGUUACGGUGGUGAGCUUGAUGCUCACUCAUGUUUGGUUGAAUGUGUUGGUGUCGAUUGUUGUAGGGAUUGGGUUGAUUUUUUUGCAUGCAACUUUUAGAAUUACAGAGGAUUUGUUUCUGGAAGAGGAUGAUGCGGCUGAUGGUGGAUUGCACUCUUUUGUUGGUACCUAUGUGUGAUUAUGAAGCUAUAAUAAGUACAGAUCUGGAAAAUAGCAAAUACAAAGCUACUGCGCAAUCAAAUGGAGGAAUUGAUACACGAAUUAUUUGGAAUGAUGAUUCGAUUUUGUUGUCCAAUACUAUCUGCUUCUGUAAUCUGAUUUAUGCUGUUUGACUGAACUCGAAUUUAUGCAUUAAUUAGGUUAAGUGAGCUUUUCAUACCAAUCAAUAAUACCUCAAUCCUGAAUUGUUUGAAUAGGUCAUAUGAAUCGUCUAAUAUUCAAUUUGAUUUGUAUAGAACAUUGUUCAAAUGUCAACACUCAGAUCACAAUAUUUCUACUUUUUUGGGGUUUA